AAAUUUUCCUUUUGGAAAGAAAAUUCGUGGAUACUGCAGUUUUUAGUCGGGUAUUGGGCGAUAAGUACGUUCGGUCUGUUUCCAUAGAGCAAAAAUCAUUUGUUAUACUUUAAAAGAAAAGAUUUUAAUUGAAAAAUUUCCAACUAUGUCGCCGUCGCAACUCAGUGAGAAAAAUUACUUUGCCAACUAUUAUGUGGAAUUGAAAAAUAGUGUGGAAAAUUUCGAUGAGCAAGUGGAAAAAAUCAAAACGUGCAAAAGUGAUGUGGAACGUGUACAAUUUGUGGAAAAUUUCAAGGGUCUAAGCGGACAUGAUGAUAAGUUGCAGAUUCGUAAAGAAUUUCAGGGGAAAAAUGCUGCAUUAGCCUCGGAUUUUAAAGAGAAGGGAAAUCUGGCAUUUAAGGCUCAAAAAUGGAUCGAGGCAAUGGUUUUGUAUACCAAGAGUUAUGUGGCUUUGCCCGAAGAUAAAGUGAAUGAGAAAGCCAUCAUAUUGGCCAACCGAUCAGCAGCAUUGUAUCAUCUGGAGAAAUAUGACGAGAGUUUAAUCGAUAUCAAGCGUUCGAUGGAUUAUGGAUAUCCCAAGGACUUGAUAUACAAGUUAUAUGAGCGCAUGGCCAGAUGUUAUAUGGCCAAGAAGGAUUAUCCCAACACCAUCAAAUAUUUCAAAACCAUGAUCACCUCCAUGGAUGAUGCCACAGCCUUGCCGGUAGCUCGUAAAUCUCAGUUGAACACUGUGGCUAUGACCAUGAUUAAAAUGCUAGAAAGAGAUCCACGCACCACAAAGCAAAUGGAAAUCAGAAAGAAAAAGGGUUUGUCCGGUGACGAGAUGCCAUCUUUGGUUAUAGCUGAUGAGGCGGAAUUUGUCAGUCCGGGCCUACGCUUCGAUGAGAAUCGUAUUGAAGGUCGUUUUGUGCGUGCUGCCAGCGAUGUAAAGGUGGGCGAAGAAAUACUUGUGGAGAAGCCCCAUGUUGCUGUUCUUUUGGAAAAAUUCUCCAAGACCCAUUGUGAGAAUUGUUUCAUCCGGACGGCCAUUCCAGUUGCUUGCCCCAAGUGUGCUGACGUUAUAUACUGUUCGGAAAAGUGUAUGAAACGUGCUGCCAAUUCUUAUCACAAAUAUGAAUGUGGUAUUUUAACUACGGUUUGGAGUUCGGGAGCAUCCAUCAAUUGCCACAUGGCCCUUCGAAUCUUUACAAACAAGGACGUUGCGCAUUUUUUGCAAAUCGCUGAUAAAAUUGAUGAAAAACUCAGCUUAGAUGAACUACAACAGCUUCCCAAAGAUGAUUAUCGCAGAAUUGCCCAUUUGGUAAGGCAUGAAGAUGACCGCACAGCUUCCAAUUUCUUCCAGCAUGGAUUGAUGGCUCGUUUCUUAACGAAAUGUUUGAGUGUAGUGAAUUAUUUUGGUGACAAUCCUAAAACGGAAGAUAUUCUGAAAAUCGAAGCCUUGGCCUUGCGUAAUUUGCAAUUUUUGCAAUUCAAUACCCACGAAGUUGCGGAGCUGCACAAGUCACAAAUCGAUGGAAGAGAGAAAACACAAUUCAUUGGGGGAGCCCUCUAUCCCACAUUAGCUCUAUUCAACCAUGCUUGCGAUCCAAGUGUGGUGAGGUAUUUCCGAGGCACCACCAUCCACAUCAAUAUGAUAAAACCUGUUGAGGCUGGUCUGCAUAUUUCCGAAAAUUAUGGUCCCAUAUAUACCCAAGAAACAAGAAACGAACGUCAGGCUAAAUUGAAGGAUCUCUACAAGUUCGAAUGUUGCUGCGAUGCCUGUUUGGAAAAUUGGCCUACCUUCGAUAAGCUGCAAACAGACGUCAUCCGUUUCCGUUGUGAUGCUCCCAAUAAAUGUAAUGCUGUUAUAGAGGUGCCUCCCAACUGUAAUGAUUUCAUGGUGAAGUGUUUGACAUGCAACGAAAGCACCAACAUCUUGAAGGGUCUAAAAGUUAUGCAGGAUACGGAAAUGAUGUCUCGCACCGCCAAAAGACUCUAUGAUACUGGUGACUACUCCAAGGCCCUUAAUAAAUAUGUGGAUCUAAUUAAGAUUAUGUCAGAGGUUUUGGCUCCACCCUUUCCAGAUUACUGUCAAUGCCAACAGUUCCUCAAGGAUUGUUUCUUACAUCUUGGCAAUUGCUACAAUUUGAAUUAGAAGAGGGAAUGUUUUGAAACAAAAAUUACAAAGAGAAACUAAAUAAAAAUACUAUUGACAAACUUUUUGACUCUCAUA
Stomoxys calcitrans (stable fly) is the source of this 2212-nucleotide messenger RNA. RefSeq names its product SET and MYND domain-containing protein DDB_G0284059 (gene Smyd4-3). Gene Ontology annotation, molecular function: protein binding. The record is from RefSeq and is a predicted model, not a curated record. Bases 146 to 2134 code for a protein of 662 amino acids. The transcript is spliced from 7 exons. NCBI's taxonomy places the organism in Eukaryota, Metazoa, Arthropoda, Insecta, Diptera, Muscidae.